AUGGCUUCACUGUACCAGCGGUUCAGCGGGAAGAUCAACACCUCCCGCUCGUUCCCCGUUCCCCCCGAAGCGAGUCACCUCCUGGGCGCCCAGAGCAGCGAGGAGGACGGCGCUGCCGGCAAGACCCCGCGUCCAUUGCAACAGGAAGGCAGCCGGCCCCGCUUCCAGUACCAGUCGCGAAGUGACUGCGAGGAGGAGGAUGAGCUGGUGGGGAGUAAUCCUCCUCAAAGAAACUGGAAAGGAAUUGCAAUUGCCUUACUUGUUAUUCUCGUUAUCUGCUCGCUGAUUGUCACCUCUGUCAUACUCCUGACACCAGUCGAAGAUAACAGCUUGUCUCAGAAGAAGAAGAUAACAGUGGAAGAUCUCUUUAGUGAUGAUUUCAAGAUUCAUGACCCAGAGGCUAAAUGGAUAACUGAUAAUGAAUUCAUUUAUAGAAACCAGAAUGGCACUGUGAUUCUGAGGAAUGUCGAAACCAACAGUUCAACAAUAUUAAUAGAAAACAAAAAAAUUGUCUCCUUAAAGGCUAUCCGGUAUGAAGUGUCACCUGACAGGGAAUAUGCACUAUUUGCCUUUGAUGUUGAACCUGUGUAUCAGCAUUCAUAUACAGCAUAUUAUGUCCUCAGCAAAAUACCUCAUGGGGAUCCCCAGAAUUUGUAUCCCCCUGAGGUCAGCAAUGCAAAGCUUCAGUAUGCUGGUUGGGGUCCAAAAGGGCAACAGCUGAUAUUUAUCUUUGAGAAUAACAUCUAUUACUGUGCCCAUGUGGGGAAACAAGCCAUCCGAGUGGUCUCCACAGGAAAGGAAGGUGUUAUUUUCAAUGGGCUCAGCGACUGGCUCUAUGAAGAGGAGAUCUUGAAGACUCACAUUGCUCACUGGUGGUCUCCUGAUGGCACCAGGCUGGCAUAUGCAACAAUCAAUGCCUCCAGAGUCCCCACCAUGGAGAUCCCCAUAUAUACAGGCACCCUUUACCCUACUGUUAAAACUUACCAUUAUCCAAAGGCUGGAAUGGAAAAUCCAACUAUUUCUUUGCAUGUGAUUGGACUGAAUGGACCCACUCAUGACCUGGAAAUGACUCCCCCAGAUGAUCAGAGAAUGAGGGACUACUACAUCACCAUGGUGAAAUGGGCCACCAGCACCAAGGUGGCAGUGAACUGGCUGAACAGGGCCCAGAACGUGUCCAUCCUGACGCUCUGCGACGCCACCACCGGGGUCUGCACCAAGAAACAUGAAGAUGAGAGCGAUGCCUGGCUGCACAGACAGAAUGAAGAGCCCGUGUUCUCCAGGGAUGGUCGGAAGUUUUUCUUCGUGCGCGCCAUUCCCCAGGGAGGCCGUGGGCACUUCUACCACAUCGCCAUGUCAUCGUCACAGCCCAACAGCAGCAAUGAUGACUUACAGGCUAUUACAUCUGGAGACUGGGAUGUGACAAAGAUACUGGCAUAUGAUGAAAAGAGGCAGAAAAUUUAUUUCCACAGCACAGAAGAUUCACCAAGAAGGAGACAUUUAUACAGUGCAAGCACAAAUGGGAACUUCAACAGGAGGUGCCUGUCCUGUGAUCUGAUUGAAAACUGUACUUAUUUCAGUGCAUCCUUCAGCCACAAUCUGGAAUACUUCCUCCUGACAUGUGAAGGUCCCCGUGUCCCGAUGGUGACUGUUCACAACACAACAGAUGCACAGAAAAUUUUUGAGCUGGAGGUAAAUGAAAAUGUGCAGCUGGCUGUAAAUGACAGGCAAAUGCCUAAGGUAGAAUACAUGGAAAUCAAGAUAGAUGAUUACAGAUUGCCAAUGCAGAUCUUGAAGCCGGCGACCUUUGCGGACACCGCGCACUAUCCCUUGCUUUUGGUUGUGGAUGGGACACCUGGCAGCCAGAUCGUGACGGAGAGGUUUGAGGUGACGUGGGAGAGCGUCAUGGUCAGCUCCCACAGCGCCAUCGUGCUCAAGUUCGACGGCCGCGGCAGCGGCUUCCAGGGAGCCAAGUUACUGCACGAGGUCAGGAGGAGACUGGGCCUUUUGGAGGAGAAGGAUCAGCUGGAAGCUGUCCGGACAAUGCUGCAGGAGCAUUUCAUUGAUAAAACAAGAGUUGGUGUGUUUGGGAAGGAUUAUGGUGGUUACCUGAGCACUUACAUGCUGCCAGCUGGUGAAGACAACCAGGUGUUCACCUGUGGAGCUGCUCUUUCCCCAGUGACAGACUUCAGACUAUAUGCUUCGGCCUUUUCUGAAAGAUACCUGGGCUUGCACGGGGUUGAUAACAGAGCAUACGAGAUCAGCAAAUUAUCACACAGAGUCUCAUUACUAAAGGAACAGACAUUUUUGAUCAUUCAUGCUACUGCUGAUGAAAAAAUCCAUUUUCAGCAUACUACGGACCUUAUCACACACCUAAUUAGAGCAAAGGCUAAUUACAGCUUGCAGAUUUACCCUGAUCAAAGCCAUUACUUCAGCAAUGCAGCAUUUGAGCAGCACUUGUACCAGUCCAUUGUCAACUUCUUUGUGGAGUGUUUCCAGGUUCCAGACAAACUCCCUCUAGCCCCACUGAAAGAGGAGGAGGAGGAUGAUUAACACUACUUGUCCGUGCUAAGCACAAGGCAGAUCUCUCUGACAAUAUGCAACUGGAUCAUUUUCCUGAAGAAAGAUAUGUUGUUAGCAUGUAUUUAAAAAAAAA
This is a messenger RNA of Sturnus vulgaris (Common starling), 2653 nucleotides long. RefSeq names its product dipeptidyl peptidase like 6 (gene DPP6). The record is from RefSeq and is a predicted model, not a curated record. Gene Ontology annotation, biological process: regulation of potassium ion transmembrane transport; proteolysis. NCBI's taxonomy places the organism in Eukaryota, Metazoa, Chordata, Aves, Passeriformes, Sturnidae. Gene Ontology annotation, cellular component: plasma membrane; voltage-gated potassium channel complex. Gene Ontology annotation, molecular function: potassium channel regulator activity; serine-type peptidase activity.